AUGACGUCGCGCCUCAGAGCUAUGAGCGGCACUGUAUUGCUGAACCACUGCAGAGACACCUUGAGACGUUCAAUAUGGUCACCUAAUCGCUUCUACUCCAGUCUGGUCGUGACGCCGCGCCUCGUCGCCCGGGCCCCGUUCGCCCAGGCAGCGUCGUCGCCUGCCGGCGCCAGGCACCUCACCACCGUGAACUACAUGCGCGAGAAGGCCGGGAAGCGGUCGCAUUUCGGCUUCGUGAUCGUGCCUCAGCAGACGGUGUACGUCGUGGAGAGGUUUGGCAAGUUCAGCCGCACCAUCGGCGCCGGCGUGCACAUCCUGCUGCCGCUGAUCGACCGCAUAUCGUACGUGCAUUCGCUGAAGGAGGACGCCAUAGUGCUGCCCAACCAGACGGCCAUCACCAAGGACAAUGUGAUCCUCCAGAUCGACGGCGUGCUGUACGUGAAGUGCGUGGACCCGUACCACGCGUCGUACGGCAUCGAGGACCCCAUCUUCGCCAUGACCCAGAUGGCGCAGACGACGAUGCGGUCGGAGCUGGGCAAGCUGUCGCUGUUCACGACGUUCCUGGAGCGCGACAACCUGAACAAGAAGAUCGUGGAGGCCAUAAACGCCGCUGCGAGCAACUGGGGCAUGGUGUGCAUGCGCUGCGAGAUCCGCGACAUAACGCUGCCGAAGAACAUCGUUGCCGCCAUGGAGCGCCAGGUGGAAGCUGAGCGCUACAAGCGGUCGACAAUUCUGCGCAGCGAGGGCGACAAGGAGAGCGAGAUCAACAUGGCCGUGUCGCAGCGGCAGACGUCCAUCCUGAAGGCCGAGGGCGAGGCCAUAGCCGAGCGUGAGCGCGCCGACGCCACUGCUUACGCCCUGCAGAAGAUAACGAGCACUCUGCGGGAAACAGGCACUGUGGACGCCGUCGGUCUGCGGCUGGCCGAGCGGUACAUCGCUGCGUUCGACAACCUGGCGAAGCAGUCCACCACCGUGGUGCUUCCCGCCAACGUCGGCAAUGUCAACGAGAUGAUAACGCAGGCGGUCACCCUUUUCAAGGCGCUCGGCAAGGACAGCCAGGCCCCCGAGCAGCCGGUGGAACUGAUGCCGCCGCCGCCGCCGCUUGAGCGCGCACCGGCCAACGAGAGCAGCUCACCCGCAUGA
Messenger RNA from Babesia bigemina, 1143 nucleotides. RefSeq names its product stomatin-like protein, putative. Gene Ontology annotation, cellular component: membrane. NCBI's taxonomy places the organism in Eukaryota, Apicomplexa, Aconoidasida, Piroplasmida, Babesiidae. The record is from RefSeq and is a predicted model, not a curated record. The transcript is spliced from 5 exons. The coding region runs from base 1 to 1143 and encodes 380 amino acids.